Amoebophrya sp. A120 is the source of this 540-nucleotide messenger RNA. The record is from the annotation of a GenBank genome assembly. Lineage: Eukaryota; Dinophyceae; Syndiniales; Amoebophryaceae.
AGUACAAAUACAAACAAAUCAGGCGAAGAAAGAACGAAAGGCGUGUCAUGCCGCAGCAGUGCACGCGCGUUCGGGGGUCUCUCGAAGGGACCCCCGACGAUGUCGACCCCGAGAUGGUAUUCCUGCGCGCGCCAUCAAACCCGGCGCGGCAACCUGUAAACGCGUCGACGGUAGCUGUAAACGCGUCGACGGAAACCCAAACGGGACUCCGUCGACCCCCGGGAGCCGUGGACUCGUGUCUAGCACGCCCGGGCCAGGCCCCGCCACGGACCUCGUAACUCGGGUCGAGCACGCCCGGCAGGGAUCCACCUUCCGGCACCGCGGCGGAAUUUCAUGGCGUCGAAGCUAGGCUGGCGGCCUCCUGCCGCGAGCCCCCGGCGCGCGCGGGUCCCCCUUUCUCCCGGGCCGGCGCGGUGGGCAGCGCCGGCCCCCUGUAGCUCGCCCGGCCCGGAGUGCGUUUGCAGGUGAUCCGGCCCCUCCGUGGCCUGGGGCGGCGCCCCACGCUUGCCCCGCAGGGAGAGUCCCAUCUCAUGUGCACCC